Molecule: messenger RNA, 2022 nt
Organism: Cyanidioschyzon merolae strain 10D
Lineage: Eukaryota; Rhodophyta; Bangiophyceae; Cyanidiales; Cyanidiaceae
Product: thiamin biosynthesis protein
Exons: 1
Coding region: 1-2022 (673 amino acids)
Biological process (GO): thiamine biosynthetic process
Molecular function (GO): iron-sulfur cluster binding; carbon-carbon lyase activity
Source: RefSeq, a predicted model, not a curated record
AUGCGUGCAACCCUGGCGCCAAGCCUCGCUUCUGCGCUUCAGAUAGGAUUCUGUGCGGGGGUCUCAGCAACCCGAGACGUUCGGGAGUACCACACGACUAUGUUUUCAGCAACAGCAUUUCUUUCAGCAUCUGUUCAUACUCGGGGAUCCUGGCUUGGGAGCGAGAAAAAAUCCACUGUUUGGUGGAAAAGGGCCAACAGUGUAGCGGAGAGACGGCGUCGCUGCAGCGCGCUGCGUCUGAUCAUUUCGCCGGACCAGCGCACUGCGGAUCGCUCGGACCAACCCUCCUCAGACGGCAGCAGGGGUGUUACAGGCUCACCAACUGUGCGACGUCGGCGUACAAAGGACCCAUUUAAUCCGGAUUUCAAGGCGGCACCGCGCUUCCAAGAAAUCUACCCGUCCUCCGAGAAGGUGUACCGCGAGGUCGUCCACGAGCCCACGGGUGAACGCCUGCGUGUUCCGUUUCGGCGUAUAUACCUUACCAACGGAGAGCAUUUGGACGUCUAUGACACAUCGGGACCACAGGGGUACGACCCGCACGACGGUCUGCCGAAACUGCGUCAGAGGUGGAUAGAGCGGCGAGAGAAGCGCGGGGAUCCGUGCUUUACGCAACUAUACUACGCGCGCAAGGGCAUCAUCACCGAAGAGAUGCUCUUUGCUGCCGUACGCGAGAACGUUGAUCCAGAGUUUGUACGUCAAGAGGUUGCAGCUGGUCGGGCGAUCAUCCCGAGCAACAAAAAAGCGCUCGAACUGGAACCGAUGGUGGUUGGACCCAACUUCAGCGUCAAAGUGAAUGCGAAUUUCGGUAAUAGCGCCGUCGCAUCCAACAUCGAAGAUGAAGUCGAGAAACUCCAAUGGUCGGUGCUCUGGGGCGCCGACACGGUCAUGGACCUCAGCACCGGCGAGCACAUACCCCUGGUGCGCAACUGGAUCCUGCGCAACUCGCCCGUCCCGGUGGGCACUGUACCUAUCUACGAGGCACUGGAUAAGGUUGGCGGAGUCGUCGAGGAUCUCAACUGGGAGGUAUUCCGCGACACAGUCAUCGAGCAGGCCGAAGCCGGAGUGAGUUACUUCACGAUUCACGCCGGUGUUCGCCUGGCUUACAUUCCGCUCACAGCGCGUCGCUUGACAGGCAUUGUUUCGCGCGGCGGGUCCAUUCACGCCAAGUGGUGUAUCGCACAUCGCAAAGAGAACUUUGCCUAUGAGCACUGGGAUGAGCUCUGUGAAAUCAUGCGUCAAUACGACGUUGCGUUCUCCAUUGGUGACGGCCUACGUCCGGGAUGUAUCCACGAUGCCAACGACGAGGCCCAGUUCGCUGAGCUUAAAACACAAGGCGAGCUGACUCGUCGCGCUUGGGCGUUCGAUGUGCAAGUAAUGAACGAAGGACCAGGCCAUGUUCCGUUGCAUAAAAUCCCGGAGAACAUGGAAAAGCAGAAAAAGUGGUGCUCAAGCGAAGAUGGUUCCAUGGGACCGGCGCCCUUCUAUACGCUCGGCCCACUGGUCAUUGACCAUGCUGCUGGGCGUGAUCACAUCUCAAGCUGCAUCGGUGCAGCCAACAUCGCCAUGCAUGGAACUGCGUUGCUGUGCUAUGUGACUCCGAAGGAACACCUUGGCCUGCCCAACGCUGACGACGUGAAAGAGGGCUUGCUGGCCUAUCGAAUCGCUGCACAUGCAGCAAACCUGGCCAAGGGGUUACCAGGUGCCCAGGCUCGUGACGAUGCCAUCAGCAAGGCUCGAUUUGAAUUUCGCUGGAGCGAUCAGUUCAACCUUUCUCUGGCACCGCUUGAUGCGAAGCGCCAUCACGAUGAGGCGCUGCCGGCGGAGGCCGCCAAGUCUGCUCCUUUUUGCUCUAUGUGCUCGUAUGAUUUUUGUUCGAUGCGCAUCACGCAGGAUAUUCGCAAGUUUGCGGCUGAAAACGGUUAUGGAACGGGCAUCACGACUGGAAUGGAUGCGUUACCCAUCCACCCGCAUGAAUGUGAAUCUUUCGUGCAGGCGGAGAAUGAGCAUACCAAAUCACUCUAG